AUGACGCGCGUGCAGCUCCGGUUCCCAUUGGGCGGCGGGCGCGGGCUCGGCCAAUCAGGAAGCCUCGACGAGCGGAGCGCGGGCCAGUUCCCAGCCGGAAUGAGCGGCCAGUGCUGUUGCUGCUCGGUCUGGGGGCUGCUCUGUUGCCGUAGGCCUGCGCCACGUGUGUCAGGGUGGCACUCGCUGCGCUAUUUCUACACCGGAGUGACCCGGCCCGGCCCCGGGGUGUCCGAAUUCAUGGCCGUCGGCUACGUGGACGAUCAGCAGUUCGUCGGGUUCGACAGCGACCGGUGCCAGAUGGAGCCGCGGAUCCCAUGGAUCCGGGAUAAUGAGGGACCGGAAUACUGGGACUUCCAGACACGGAUCCUGAAGGACGCAGUGCAGGUUUUCCGCGGGAACCUGCGGACCCUCCAGGGCUACUACAACCAGAGCGAGGACGGGGCUCACUCCAUUCAGCUGAUGCACGGCUGCCAGCUGCGGGAGGACAACACCACCGGCGAUGGGGUUUACCAGUACGGCUACGACGGGCAGGACUACAUCACACUGGACAAGGCCACGCUGAGCUGGACGGCGGCGGACGGCGGGGCCCAGAACACCAAGCGCAAGUUGGAGGCCGACAGGACCAUCACCGAGCGACACAAGGCCUAUCUGGAGGAAACGUGCAUCGAGUGGCUCCGGAGAUACCUGCGUUUCGGGGGGCCCAACCUCACCCGGGCAGAUCCCCCCACGGUGCAGUUGCUCCGUCACCCCGGCCCCGACGGGGACGACGUCACCCUGCGGUGCCGGGCCCUCGGCUUCUACCCGGCGGACGUCAAGUUUAAGUAGCGGGAAGGGGAAGACAUGAGCCAAGAGAUGGAGUACGUGGAGACGAGGCCCAGCGGAGAUGGCAAGUUCCAGAAAUGGGCGGCGCUCAGAGUGCCACAGGGAGAGGAGCAGAAAUACGUCUGCUCCGUGGACCACGACGGUCUGGCCCAGCCCCUCGCCGUGCACUGGGUUUCAGAUGCAUCUUCCUCACUAUCUCCAUCCCUACUCAUCGUAUUUAUCAUCGGGACUGUGGCCACCAUCCUGUCAUCAUUGCAGCCGUGGUCAGAGGCGUCAUCUGGAGGAAGAAGAAAUCAGGUGGGAGGGAAAGGAGAACCAGGCAGUGGGAAAGGCUGGAAGUCCAAUGGUUCCGGUGUGACCAUGUGGGUCAGGCCCGGCCCCCCACUCUCCCUCUCAACCAUCCCAGCCUAA
Molecule: messenger RNA, 1233 nt
Organism: Tachyglossus aculeatus (Australian echidna)
Lineage: Eukaryota; Metazoa; Chordata; Mammalia; Monotremata; Tachyglossidae
Product: BOLA class I histocompatibility antigen, alpha chain BL3-7-like
Biological process (GO): antigen processing and presentation of endogenous peptide antigen via MHC class Ib; antigen processing and presentation of endogenous peptide antigen via MHC class I via ER pathway, TAP-independent; immune response
Cellular component (GO): external side of plasma membrane
Source: RefSeq, a predicted model, not a curated record